AUGGAUAAGGAACAAAUAAUUUCGGAUAAUGAUCGAUUACCUGAGGUUGAUGAUAUUGUGUUAUCAGCUCGAAAUAAAGCUUACAAAUUGAUAUCAGUUAUUGGUGAAGGUGGUUAUGGGAGUGUUUUUUUGGCCAAAUGUGAGAAUGAUGAAAAAUUGGUUGCAUUAAAAGCUGAAAAAUUCAGUAAAACAGUAUUAAAAAUUGAAAUUGAAGCAUUACAAGUAGCAAAUCGACGACAUUGUAAGCAUAUCUGCAAGAUAUACGAUUAUGGACAUGUUAAACAGGAAUUUAUGUUUGUUGUGAUGUCAUUACUUGGACCAGAUUUAAACAAGUUAAGAAAUCGUCAACCUAAUCGACAUUUUACACUCCCAACAUCAAUUCGAAUAGCAAUACAAACAUUGAAUGCUAUCGAAGAAUUACAUCAAUGUGGUUUCCUUUCUCGUGAUAUUAAACCUGGCAAUUUUGCAAUUGGCAAUAAGGCUGAUCAUCAACAUCAUUGCAUUUUCAUAUUUGAUUUUGGUCUUGCAAGACGUUAUAUUAAUCGAAAUUUGGAAGUGUUACCAUCACGUGGUGAAAUGGGUUGGCGUGGUACGACACGAUAUGGUUCAUUAAAUGCUCAUCAUCGACAAGAUUUAUCACGACGUGACGAUCUUGAAUCAUGGUUAUAUAUGAUAGUUGAAUUUACUAAAGGGUCACUUCCAUGGCGUUUUCUUACUGAUCGUUUACUCGUACAAACAGCUAAAGAAAAUGCUCGUACAACAACAAAAAAGCAUUUCUUGAAGAUUAUUAUUGAUAAAUUGCAAUUUGAUGAAACACCACCAUAUGCUACAUUUCACAAUAUUUUGAAUGAAAUAGCAGAUGAAAAUGGUAUUGAGUUAACAAUGCGAUAUGAUUGGGAUGAUAGCAUAUCAUCAAUUACAUCUAGUUCUAAUGUAAUAAGUAUUGGGCAAAGUUCAUCAAAAAGUCAUAAAGCUGAAAAUAUUCAACAAGAUCACCCAUCAUAUCAUGAUUUGUCAAUCCAGUUAUAA
Molecule: messenger RNA, 1029 nt
Organism: Loa loa (African eye worm)
Lineage: Eukaryota; Metazoa; Nematoda; Chromadorea; Rhabditida; Onchocercidae
Product: CK1/WORM6 protein kinase
Exons: 8
Coding region: 1-1029 (342 amino acids)
Biological process (GO): peptidyl-serine phosphorylation; signal transduction
Cellular component (GO): nucleus; cytoplasm
Molecular function (GO): protein serine/threonine kinase activity; ATP binding
Source: RefSeq, a predicted model, not a curated record